AUGUUAGAGAACUCACUGCUCAGUGCUGAAGUAAAGGAGGGAGAGAUUCUGCCUCCCACUAUUCAGAAGCUGAUGAAAGGAUACAACAAGUACCUCAGGCCUUUCUUUGACAAUGGGCCAGUGACUGUGGGCAUGAGUUUGGACGUUGCCAGUAUUGACACCAUAUCAGAGAUCAACAUGGACUACACGGCCACCAUCUUCCUGCGUCAGCGCUGGACAGACGAGCGCCUGGUGUUUGAGGGGAACAAAAGCCUGAGUCUGGACGGCAGGCUUGUGGAGCUGCUCUGGGUACCAGACACCUUCAUCGUAGACUCCAAGAAGUCCUUCCUCCAUGACAUCACUGUGGAGAACAGGCUGAUCAGAAUCUUCCCCAAUGGAACAGUGCUCUACGCCCUGAGGAUCACCACCACUGUGGCCUGCAACAUGGAUCUGACCAAAUAUCCCAUGGACAAGCAAACCUGCACUCUGCAACUGGAGAGCUGGGGCUACAACACCAACGAUGUGAUGUUCUACUGGACCAGAGGGAACGAGUCGGUCAGUGGUUUGGACACGCUGCGUCUGGCCCAGUACACAGUAGAGGACCACUACACCUCUGCGUCUGAGGCCAUCUAUGAAACAGGCCACUACCCCAAGCUGAUCUUCCACUUUGAGCUGAAGAGAAGCAUCCUGUACUUCAUCCUGGAGACGUAUGUUCCCUCCAGCCUGCUAGUGGUCCUGUCCUGGGUGUCCUUCUGGAUCAGCCAGUCUUCCGUCCCCGCAAGGGUCUGCAUCGGAGUGACCACGGUUCUGACCAUGACCACGUUGAUGAUGGGUGCCAGGACGUCCCUGCCCAACGCCAACUGUUUCAUCAAGGCCAUCGAUGUGUACCUGGGAAUCUGCUUCAGCUUCAUCUUCGGAGCCCUGAUCGAGUACGCCGUGGCCCACUUCUGCACCCUCAACCACCCCGACGCCAACAUUGUGAUGUACGGUCACCAGAUGGGAGGCUUUGACGAGGAGAUGAACGGCAUGGUCACUACCAUCGCCGCUGAAAACAAUAGGGCCAAGAGGCGUAAGGAGAAAGCUGCUGCAGUCUCAGCGCCCAUGGCAGAGCUGGAACUGGGCCCCUCCAGCCCCACUGGCAGCGAGCCCAAGCCCGAGUCUCCUGAGGAGCCCCCCAAUCGCUGCCUCACUGUCCUGGUCCUCCUCCGCAAGUUCCUACGCAAAGCUGCAAACUGUUGCCAUGUGGAGAAUCCCCACUUAAUAGACAACUACUCCAGGAUGACCUUCCCCCUCUCCUUUGUAUUCAUCAACCUCCUCUACUGGACAUACUACCUGUACUUGUAACACACAGGAGUGUGUGUUUCGGUAUGUGUGUGUGUGUGUGUGUGUGUGUGUGUGUGUGUGUGUGUGUGUGUGUGUGUGUGUGUGUGUGUGUGUGUGUGUGUGUGUGUGUGUGUGUGUGUGUGUGUGUGUGUGUGUGUCUGUCUGAAUCUGUGUGUUUCUGUUUGUAAGUGGGAUUCGUUCAUACUGUAUGUGUUUUUUCUCAAACAAUGCACAUGUUUACAUUUACGGUCAUGAGUGAGGCAUAGUGUACAGUAGACCACCAACUACAGUACAACAUCCUGAGGAGAAUUACAUGUCCAUGCCUCGUUUAUUAUACCUGAUUCAGCUCAUUACUGCUCUCAUAAUUGUUGAAUUUCCAGUAAGUUCUGUCCAUGAUGGCCUGCUGACAGAUGACCUAUGGCUGGUGUGGAGCAGAGGAGUGAGUGGCUGGAUGCGCUGUGUAAUAUUUAUGAAUGAGCUGCGAAGGGAAGCAUCCAGAGUACCUCUGGGUUAGGCUGAGUCCACACUUAAGCUCUGAAUGACAAUAUAUACAGUAUAUAUAUUGAGAGAGGGAAUGAGAGAGACAGAUAUAUAUAUAUAUACACUGCUCAAAAAAUAUGAAUGAAUGAAAUAUUCUUAUUAAAUACUUUUUUCUUUACGUAGUUGAAUGUGCUGACAACAAAAUCAUACUAAAAUUAUCAAUGGAAAUCAAAUUUAUCAACCCAUGGAGGUCUGGAUUUGGAGUCACACUCAAAAUUAAAGUGGAAAAUCACACUACAGGCUGAUCCAACUUUGAUGUAAUGUCCUUAAAACAAGUCAAAAUGAGGCUCAGUAGUGUGUGUGGCCUCCACGUGCCUGUAUGACCU
This is a messenger RNA of Oncorhynchus masou masou (cherry salmon), 2168 nucleotides long. Its product is annotated as gamma-aminobutyric acid receptor subunit pi-like. Gene Ontology annotation, cellular component: neuron projection; GABA-A receptor complex; synapse. The record is from RefSeq and is a predicted model, not a curated record. The transcript is spliced from 8 exons. Gene Ontology annotation, biological process: chemical synaptic transmission; chloride transmembrane transport; signal transduction. NCBI's taxonomy places the organism in Eukaryota, Metazoa, Chordata, Actinopteri, Salmoniformes, Salmonidae. The coding region runs from base 1 to 1323 and encodes 440 amino acids. Gene Ontology annotation, molecular function: neurotransmitter receptor activity; chloride channel activity; extracellular ligand-gated monoatomic ion channel activity.